Molecule: messenger RNA, 2591 nt
Organism: Cottoperca gobio
Lineage: Eukaryota; Metazoa; Chordata; Actinopteri; Perciformes; Bovichtidae
Product: histone-lysine N-methyltransferase 2B-like
Exons: 8
Coding region: 1-2328 (775 amino acids)
Molecular function (GO): protein binding
Source: RefSeq, a predicted model, not a curated record
AUGGUCUGUGACAGUGAUCUGAGGAGGGUGUGUGGGAGGAAGAGGAAGGGGACGCCUGUGAAGGUGUGUGACCGGGCGUAUGUGACAGAAGAUGAGGAGGAGGAGAGCAUGUCAGAACACAGCUACAGCCCUGGUGACGGUCAGUACCCAGAGGGGGCCGAGGACUGCCUCCCCCCACCUGGCAGCCCAUACUACCUGCCCGACCCCACCCAGCUCUGUGUGCCAGAGUUAGGCGAGGAGGGAGCGAGUGGCGUACGGGGACCGGUCCUCUUCCAUCCGCCGCCCAACUGUCGCAUCAGAGAGGUCCACUGUGGGACCCAGGUGAGGCUGGUUGUCAUAGCGAUCCGAGACAUCGCCAAAGGGGAGGAGAUCACGGUGGACUACAGUCUGACGGACUGGGGCGAGAACGCCAUGGAGGAAGAGGCGGCCCCUCACCCUCUGUCCCUCUCCGUUUCUGAUUACCUCACCCCCUCCUGGUCCUUGUCCCCCUCGUCCUCCCCGCUCACCCACUCUGAACCCAGCGACUCAGACCGCGAGGAGGACGAAGAGGAGGAAGACGACGACGAUGACGACGACGAUGAAGAAGAGGAAAUGGAGGAGAUAAGGGGCCGAAUGCUUCGCCGCCGCAAGAAGCGCAAGCUUCCUGCGGAGGUCCCUUCGAAGAAGAAGAGCGAGAACCCCUGCUCAUCCUUCUCCCACCCGCCACCUGUCACCCCACCUGCCAGAUCCCAGUCCCAGCCCCCUGUCAGUGCCCUGGCCCCCCCCACUACCAACAUCAACAACAACAUCAACAUCAACAUCGGCAGCUCCACCGGCGCUGCGGUGAGCCGGCGGCAGCACUGCCCGUACUGUGGCCGCCACUAUCGCUCUCUGGCCCGCCACCUGGAGAAGCACCACGCCAACCAGCCCGAGGUCAGAGCCGCUAUGGAGCAGGCUCACCUGCACACACACAGCUCUUCAAACGGAAGCGCCGCGCACCCUAACCCCUCAGCGUCCUCCACCUCUCACAGCCACUCCUUCGCCGUCCCUCAGCCCGCGGCCUCCAGCCCCCCCCCCCCUCUCUUCUCACGGGAGAGGGACUCGCCAGCGACUCGCUCAAACACCGGCAGCGUGUCCUUCUCCCUCUCGCUUUCCCCACCUUCUUCUGCUCAGCCUGCAGCAGCCAAGAAGGCGCCCAGUUUACCACUGCCAAGCACCAAACGCCCCCCCACCCCCAUGGUGCCACGAGUUAAGAGUCCGUCCCCUCCCCCGUCUGCUCCCAGGAGGGGGAGGAGGUUGAAGAGAGAGAAGCAUGAAGAGCAGCCGAAGGCGGAGGUGGAGAGCUCGAGGAGUCAAGAGGAGCUGGCUCCCCCUCCGACUCCAGAGCCUGACGUGGAUCCAGAGGAAGAUCUGGACCUGAGCGGAGACGGAGACGCGGCCGAGGAGAAGAACGGAGCGGUGGUGAGCCCACAGAGACAUCACAUGUCCCCGCUGCUCUCCUCCCUCUCCUGUCUGGUGGUCUACCUCCGCCGCCAGCAGCACUCCUCCUGCCUCUCUCUGACCCGCUCUCCUCACUCGGCCGAGGCCUGGCGCCUGCUCUGCCACUCCAGCCUCUCUCUGCUCAUCCUCUACAACCGCCACCGGGAAUGUGAGGUGGCCAAGCUCACCGUGCAGGACUACUGCAGCCGCACCCCCCCCCCAUCCAGCUCCAGCAGCAGCCCCCCCUCUGGCAUGGAAGCCCUGCUGUCCCCUUUUGAGCGCCACGUGCUCUGUAACCUGCCACGGGCCGGGGUCCUGGGCAAGCGUGGUCGCAUCCAGCCGCUGAUUCUGCCGCCACACUGCGAGUCGUGCCUUGACCUGCUCCUUCAGACGAGCCCGAGUGUGGGUGUGGACCCCGAGAGCCCCUACGUCUUCUCCCGGCCCUACCACUCUCCUGCCACCCCCGCUCCGGGGCACCGACCUCCUGAGGAACCUGGCUCGGUCCAGCGGGGCCAAGAACCCCGGAGCACUGACGGCGACUCGUGCGCGGCGGCAGGUAGCGAUUUUCACUCAGCUGCUGCUGCUAGAGGAGGGCGAGGGCCAGGGAGGGGGCACCAAACGGCUGGAGGACUUCCUGGAGCGAGAGUACCACGUGACCCAAAACUGCUCCACCAUCAUACGGGAUCCAGCUCUGAUGGGUCAGGUGGGUCGGGUUGUUCUGUACGGAGAGAGGGAGGGCGUGCUGUUCAGAGGGAUGAGCCUGCAACACAUCUGCCUGGAGCUGGAUGUCAUGUCUGGAAACUCGGCAGACUCCUUCUCAGAAGAUUCAGAGGCAGUGGAAGAGAAGGAGGAAGUGAAGGAGAAAGCUGAGGUGAUGAUGGUGAAGAAGAAAGGACCAGGGCGACCACGGAAGAAGAAAGCCCCGACCCCCUCUCCAGUCAGCCCGUCUAUAGCCAGCGCCCACAAGAAAAGAUGCAUUCCACCCAAAUCAGGGAAGCGUGGCGUGCUGAAGCGGCCCUGGUCGGAGGCGGAGCGCGUAGCAGUGGAGACGCACCUGAAGAGAAAUCUGAUGGAGCUGCGAGUACCUGCCAAGGCCGACUGUGAGCGCUGCCUGGAGCUCUGCCCCCUGCUGG